This is a messenger RNA of Symbiodinium sp. CCMP2456, 798 nucleotides long. Lineage: Eukaryota; Dinophyceae; Suessiales; Symbiodiniaceae. The record is from the annotation of a GenBank genome assembly.
GCCGUGAACACGAAGGUCCAACAACAAGGUGCACAGACAAUCCAUGGUCGAAGUCAUCAAGCACCGUCAAUGCCGCCGACAUGAACUUGGUCCAUGAUUGCGACGGCAACCGCCAGGUCCAUGCAGCAUCACCGCCAGCAGUGACUCGCACCAGGACACGACAACAUGUCGAGUCGCCUCGAGCCCCUUCUGCAGUGGCGAAUUCAGAGGAGAAGUUGCACGUGCUGAUGGAACUGCCGGGCGGGACAAGGUCCUUGCUCGAGGCAGAUCGCCUGGCAACUGGCAUUGGCAUUCUGCGACACGCGAAUGGUAGCUUCUAUGAUGGCCAGUGGUCUGCCGGGCAAGCAACCGGCUUCGGUCGCUUCACACACGCGGAUGGCUCCACCUAUGAGGGUCAAUGGCGUGGAAGUCAACAGGAUGGAAGCGGCCGGGAGCUGUGGCAAGAUGGCUCCAGCUUUGAAGGACUGUUCAGGCAAGGCAGACGGUAUCGCGGCAAGGUACUUUGGGCAAGCGGCUGGUACGAGGGCGACUUCUCAAAUAAUCAGCUGCAUGGCGAAGGAACUUUGAAUCGACGCGGCAAAGUCUACACCGGAAGCUGGGUCCGUCAUCACAUGGAGGGACACGGGCAGGAGAUCUGGCCAGAUGGGUGCUGCUAUCGCGGCAGCUACCGGAAGGAUCACCGUCACGGGUUUGGAUGUUUCAGGUGGCGCGAUGGACGCCAGUACUGCGGUCAGUGGGCGGAAGGCUGCCAACACGGCAAGGGCCGUGUGCUCAUGCUCAGUGGCCGAGUUCGUGAAG